GUCUAUCUGAAUGAUAAACUCAAGAAGAAAGAGGUCGAGAAGGCAGUCCAGGUGACCCGCCAAUCUCAAGUACGUUUCGGAUUCAUAGGGAAAGACAGCGAAAGCGAGCAGAUGCGGGACAAUUUUCUGCUACGCUUUCCGCCUGAGAUCCGCAAUCUCAUCACCGAGUACGUACUAAGUUUGGGUGAUGGCACUGCAGGCAAUGUCCUCAUUGCCUGUCCCCCAGGCCCACACAAACCCCUCUGUGAAGGUUUAAGUAUACUUUCUUUAUGCAAACAGCUCACCAUCGAGGCGCGCUCCAUGCUUGAAGCUCGCACUACAGCCUACAUCCCCAUCAUGGCUGACAUGAAUUUCUGCAAAUUGGUUUCCGACAUGAAUGAGAAUGGUAACGCAUCACUACCAGAGAUACAGAGUACCGUCUUUGCUGGUCUUACGUCCUUCAGGCAUGCGCAUUUUUAUCUUCACGUCAAAUAUCAUUCCUCCCUCUUCCGCCGGUACUCGGAGCCAGACCUUAGUGAGGACAUCGCUCACAUAUAUGAUGUAUUGAAACAAGCGUUCAGGAUCUGGCGAGCUGCAUCUGAGCACAACUUUGCUCAUCUCAAGGAGCAAGGGUUGAAGCGAAAGGCAAUUUUGCACCUCGAUCACCUUUUCUCUGAC
Bipolaris sorokiniana ND90Pr is the source of this 657-nucleotide messenger RNA. RefSeq lists its product as uncharacterized. The annotation marks the transcript as partial. The record is from RefSeq and is a predicted model, not a curated record. Lineage: Eukaryota; Fungi; Ascomycota; Dothideomycetes; Pleosporales; Pleosporaceae. The transcript has a single exon.